Budorcas taxicolor (takin) is the source of this 1272-nucleotide messenger RNA. It is a transcript of the gene AP1M2, whose product is annotated as adaptor related protein complex 1 subunit mu 2. Bases 1 to 1272 code for a protein of 423 amino acids. Gene Ontology annotation, cellular component: clathrin adaptor complex; clathrin-coated vesicle. Gene Ontology annotation, molecular function: clathrin-cargo adaptor activity. Gene Ontology annotation, biological process: vesicle-mediated transport; intracellular protein transport. The transcript has 12 exons. NCBI's taxonomy places the organism in Eukaryota, Metazoa, Chordata, Mammalia, Artiodactyla, Bovidae. The record is from RefSeq and is a predicted model, not a curated record.
AUGUCCGCCUCGGCUGUCUUCAUCCUCGACGUCAAGGGCAAGCCCCUGAUCAGCCGCAACUACAAGGGUGAUGUGGCUAUGAGCGAGAUCGAUCACUUCAUGCCUCUGCUCAUGCAGCGGGAGGAAGAAGGUGCCCUGACCCCACUGCUGAGUCACGGACGGGUCCACUUCCUGUGGAUCAAAUACAGCAACCUCUACUUGGUGGCCACCACAUUGAAGAAUGCCAACGCCUCCCUCGUGUAUUCCUUCCUCUACAAGAUAGUGGAGGUAUUCUCUGAAUACUUCAAGGAGCUGGAGGAGGAGAGUAUCCGAGACAACUUUGUCAUCGUCUACGAACUGCUGGAUGAGCUCAUGGACUUUGGCUUCCCACAGACCACAGACAGCAAAAUCCUGCAGGAGUACAUCACGCAGCAGGGCAACAAGCUGGAGACGGGCAAGUCACGAGUGCCACCCACUGUCACCAAUGCUGUGUCCUGGCGCUCGGAGGGCAUUAAGUACAAGAAGAAUGAGGUCUUCAUCGAUGUCAUAGAGUCCGUUAACCUGCUGGUCAAUGCCAACGGCAGUGUCCUGCUGAGCGAGAUCGUGGGCACUAUCAAGCUCAAGGUGUUUCUGUCGGGAAUGCCAGAGCUGCGGCUUGGCCUCAACGACCGUGUACUCUUCGAGCUCACUGGCCGGAGCAAGAACAAGUCUGUGGAACUGGAGGAUGUGAAAUUCCACCAGUGCGUGCGGCUCUCUCGCUUUGACAAUGACCGCACCAUCUCCUUCAUCCCGCCCGAUGGUGACUUUGAGCUCAUGUCCUACCGCCUUAGCACGCAGGUCAAGCCACUGAUCUGGAUUGAAUCUGUCAUUGAGAAAUUCUCACACAGCCGCGUGGAGAUCAUGGUCAAGGCCAAGGGGCAGUUUAAAAAGCAAUCGGUGGCUAACGGCGUAGAGAUAUCUGUGCCCGUCCCCAGUGACGCCGACUCCCCUCGCUUCAAGACCAGUGUGGGCAGCGCCAAGUAUGUACCAGAGAAGAACAUGGUUAUUUGGAGCAUCAAGUCUUUCCCGGGGGGCAAGGAGUACCUGAUGCGCGCCCACUUUGGCCUCCCCAGCGUGGAGAAGGAGGAAGUAGAGGGCCGGCCCCCCAUUGGGGUGAAGUUUGAGAUCCCCUAUUUCACUGUCUCUGGGAUCCAGGUCCGAUACAUGAAGAUCAUUGAGAAGAGUGGUUACCAGGCCCUGCCCUGGGUCCGCUAUAUCACCCAGAGUGGCGAUUAUCAACUUCGUACCAGCUAG